Messenger RNA from Nipponia nippon (crested ibis), 1202 nucleotides. Lineage: Eukaryota; Metazoa; Chordata; Aves; Pelecaniformes; Threskiornithidae. The record is from RefSeq and is a predicted model, not a curated record.
CCCUUUUUAUGUGCGAGAUGCUCAGUUAUUUUUCUCUCAACUUUCUGUUUUGGUGGAGUCAGCGUUUUUCUGCUUUUAUGGUAAUUACGCUGGAAUAAACUGCGAAUUUGUUGCAGCAUUUAAAGGCGUGCAAGAAAUCAUGACCAUAAAAAAAGAUGAUGACAAUUCAGAAGAAGGCCUUCACACCAUCCAUUCGGGAAGGCAUGAAUAUGCAUUCAGCUUCGAGCUUCCACAGACACCACUUGCUACCUCAUUCGAAGGCAGACAUGGCAGUGUGCGCUAUUGGGUGAAAGCCGAAUUGCAUAGGCCUUGGUUUCUACCAGUAAAAUUAAAGAAGGAAUUUACAGUCUUUGAACAUAUAGAUAUCAACACUCCUUCAUUACUGUCACCCCAAGCAGGCACAAAAGAAAAGACUCUCUGUUGUUGGUUUUGUACCUCAGGCCCAAUAUCCUUAAGUGCCAAAAUUGAAAGGAAGGGCUACACCCCAGGUGAAUCAAUUCAGAUCUUUGCUGAGAUUGAGAACUGCUCUUCCCGUGUGGUGGUGCCAAAGGCAGCCAUUUACCAAACGCAGGCAUUUUAUGCCAAAGGGAAAAUGAAGGAAGUCAAACAGCUUGUUGCCAACCUGCGUGGGGAAUCCUUGUCAUCUGGUAAAACAGAAACCUGGAAUGGCAAACAGUUGAAAAUUCCACCUGUUUCCCCUUCAAUCCUCGACUGUAGUAUAAUCCGUGUGGAGUAUUCACUCAUGGUAUAUGUUGAUAUUCCAGGCGCCAUGGAUUUAUUCCUUAACUUACCACUGGUCAUUGGUACCAUUCCUCUACAUCCAUUUGGUAGCAGAACAUCAAGUGUGAGCAGCCAGGGUAGCAUGAACAUGAAUUGGCUUGGCCUGACACUGCCUGAAAGACCAGAAGCACCUCCUAGCUAUGCAGAAGUGGUCACAGAGGAACAAAGGCAGUCCAGCCUUGCACCCAUAGGUGCUUGUGAUGACUUUGAGAGAGUGCUUCCAGGACCGUUGUUUGCAUACAUCCAGGAGUUCCGUUUUCUGCCUCCACCCCUCUAUUCAGAAAUUGAUCCAAACCCAGAUCAGCCCACAGAUGACAGACCAUCUUGCCCCUCUCGUUGAAGGAAUCCAUAAGAAGCUGACUUGACUUGGGUUUUGAAUUGUACCUGCCGUGUUGAAGGUCAAGGCGUCAUAGUGGAGACAC